Molecule: messenger RNA, 1035 nt
Organism: Rasamsonia emersonii CBS 393.64
Lineage: Eukaryota; Fungi; Ascomycota; Eurotiomycetes; Eurotiales; Trichocomaceae
Product: choline dehydrogenase
Exons: 5
Coding region: 1-1035 (344 amino acids)
Molecular function (GO): flavin adenine dinucleotide binding; oxidoreductase activity, acting on CH-OH group of donors
Source: RefSeq, a predicted model, not a curated record
AUGGCCUCUGAGUACGACUUCAUCGUUGUCGGAGGCGGCACUGCUGGCAAUGUCGUCGCUGGCCGGCUGACCGAGAACCCCAAGGUGUCGGUGUUGGUGAUCGAGGCUGGGCGAGGCGACCCCCAGAACAUCCCCGAGAUCACCACGCUGGCGCGCGCGUUCGAGAACCACGGCGGCCCCAACGACUGGGCGUACAAGUCGACCAUGAUCAACCGCGACGACUACGAGCGCGUCGAGAAGCCCAACACGCGCGGCAAGGUGCUGGGGGGCAAGGGCACGUUCGACGACUGGGAGCCCUACGGGGGGUCUGGCUGGACGUGGGAGGGCGUCAAGGAGUACUUUGACAAGCCCGCAAACUACCACGAUGACCUGGGCCUCUACCCCAAGCUGAGGAACAUCGGCCGCAACGGCCCCCUGCACGCCGAGCUCGUGCCCAAACUCGAGCCCUUCCGCGAGGCGCUGAAGAAGGCGUGGGUGAGCAAGGGCCAGAAGCUGACCGACGACAUCUACUCGGGCACCAUGUCCGGCCUGACGCACUGCGUCAACACCAUCUACCGCGGACUGCGCUCGUCCAGCUGGUCCUAUCUCGUCGGCAAGCCCAACAUCACCGUGCUGUCGUCGUCACACGGCAAGCGGCUGAUCAUCCAGGGCGACCGCGUCACCGGCGUCGAGGUGCGCGGGCCCAACGGCGAGGACCUGGUCGUCACGGCCCGCAGGGAGGUCAUCGUCGCCGGCGGCGUGUACGAGUCGCCCAAGCUGCUGCUGCUGUCGGGCAUCGGGCCGGCGAAGGACCUGGCGCAGUUCAACAUCAAGACCGUCGUCGACUCGCCGCACGUCGGCCAGAACCUACUGGACCACCCCAUCCUGCCGCAUGUCUUCCGCCUGAAGGACGGCUACGGGCUGGACGACCACCAGCUGCGUGCUGGGCCGCAGCACGACGGCGCCGUCGCGGCCUAUUUUUCAUGGAGUAUACUUAUUAUUCGUUUCAGUCGAAAAGCAUUAUUAUUGAUAUUGUUGUCUAGCAUUGUAUUGUAA